Molecule: messenger RNA, 249 nt
Organism: Iphiclides podalirius (scarce swallowtail)
Lineage: Eukaryota; Metazoa; Arthropoda; Insecta; Lepidoptera; Papilionidae
Source: the annotation of a GenBank genome assembly
AUGAGGCAACAGUCGGCAGCCCUGGCAAAAGACAUCGCCUGGCGAAAAGCGACUGGCGAGCACAAUGCGCUGGCGAAGACAGGCGGGUUGCGGAAUGGCAUUCUUACGUGUCCAGCGGCGCCGCUCUCCUCCAACCAGGCGGUUCUCGCCACCCCUCGUGACGACACAGUCAUGGCCGGCGGAACUGGGCCUAAUCACUGCGACGCAAAGGCGACUGUCUGGCACGCGAGCCAUUCCAAGCAUACGAUA